Molecule: messenger RNA, 699 nt
Organism: Auxenochlorella protothecoides
Lineage: Eukaryota; Viridiplantae; Chlorophyta; Trebouxiophyceae; Chlorellales; Chlorellaceae
Exons: 2
Coding region: 1-699 (232 amino acids)
Source: RefSeq, a predicted model, not a curated record
AUGACGCCGGCCAGUGUGCACGGCCGGAGCCCCGAGCGGACGCUGCUGGACAGGGCCUCGCACGCGGAGAUCUGGGCCAGCAGCAGCACCCUGCGGCCCAGAGGGAGCGGGCGGCGUGGGAUCUUGCGCCGCAUGCUGCGGCGCGAGGGGACGACCCCGCCGCCGCCGCCGCCGCCGCCGCCGCCGCCUUUGCCCCCGAGCCACCCGCCGCGGUCGCUGAGCACGCCCGCGCUGGCCGAGGCCGGCGCGCGGAACGGGGCAGGCGGGCAGGGCGCCCGCAAACGCAGCAGGUGGGACGCCGCCGUGGCGGAGCCGGGGCGGCGAAGCUCCCCCGCCGCUCGCGUGCCCACGGCGCUGCCCGGGCCCGAGUUCUUCUCGGCGGGCAUGCCGCAGCGGGACACGUCGACCUGGGACGAGCCGGACGCGGACUUUGGCGAGUACGUGUCGGGCGUGGUGGCGUGCCGCCUGGGCAAGUACCUCCAGCCGGGCCACCCCAACCGCCUGUCCCUGCAGGCAGCUGCCAAGCUGCAUGACAAGCUGACAGACCAGGUAAGGAAGAAGGAGGAGGAGGCGUACGCGGAGCGGCAGGAGACGGGCCUCUUCAAGGCCAUCGACCGGGAGAAGAUUGACGCUCGCAUCAAGGAGUUUGUGCGGGACUCCAUCCACCGCAUGGUCCUCGCCGGUGCGACGGCGGGCUGA